This is a messenger RNA of Ilex paraguariensis (yerba mate), 214 nucleotides long. NCBI's taxonomy places the organism in Eukaryota, Viridiplantae, Streptophyta, Magnoliopsida, Aquifoliales, Aquifoliaceae. The record is from the annotation of a GenBank genome assembly.
AUGCGAGUGCAGACCAUUGUCAGAAAAGCACAUCUUGGCCCUGUGACAGCAUUAGCUUUCUCGCAAGAUUCAAGGUCUUUGGUCUCUGCAUCCUUGGAUUUGAGUGCAAGGGUGAUAAUUGUGAAGGAUGAGGAGAAAAAUGAACACCAGCAGCGGGCUAAAACUGGGUCUAGCUCUGAUUUGAGGUACAUGACCUGUGACUUAUGGCCGUACA